Molecule: messenger RNA, 1688 nt
Organism: Panicum virgatum (switchgrass)
Lineage: Eukaryota; Viridiplantae; Streptophyta; Magnoliopsida; Poales; Poaceae
Product: cysteine-rich receptor-like protein kinase 26
Exons: 6
Coding region: 1-1398 (465 amino acids)
Biological process (GO): protein phosphorylation
Molecular function (GO): protein kinase activity; protein binding; ATP binding
Source: RefSeq, a predicted model, not a curated record
AUGCACGAUCUGGUGCAUGACUUGGCAAUUUCACUCCUUGGCAACAAAAUUCUGGAUCAGAGCAAACAAGGCAAUACUGGGGGAAGCAGUUGCCAAUAUGCAUUGCUCAGGGAUUGUAGCAGGCCACUGGAGUUAUGCUUGACUUCUCGUGAAAGACUAAUAGCACUGCGUUUUCUGCAAGGUUGCAGAAGGAAACUAAGCAGUGCUGCAUUUGCACCUGCUAGAUCCCUGCGAGUAUUGGAUUUAAGCGAGUGCCCCAUACAGAGGUUGCCAGAUUCCAUCGGAAAACUGAAGGAGUUGAGAUAUCUUAUUGCUCCAGAGAUCCAGGAUGCAAUUGUUCCAGAAUGUAUCACCAAGCUCUCGAAUUUGGUUUAUCUCAAUCUUCAUGGAUCCAAUAUUAGCGCCCUACCAAAGUCAAUUGGAAAACUGGAAAGAAAUGUCCUUAAGCUGUCAAGAGAUUUUGAAUCGUUAAUGGCAAAGGAUGAAAAGAGCGGUCCAAGUGAUGCAGACCAUGAUGGCAACGCACUAGAGGACCUGCCAGCCCAGCAAUUCAGCCUGGGAAGCUGGAUUGGCUCUACUACUAUGAAGGAGGAUGUAUCAUUUCAAUUCUUACAAGAAAUUACAGAUGGUUUCGCCGAGGAGCGGAUACUUGGUGAAGGAGCAUUUGGAGUUGUUUACAAGGGAGUAACUAAAAGCAGUAAUGAUGUUGCCGUGAAAAAACUGAAGCUUAGUCGUGAUGUCAACCUUGACUUGAAGCAGUUCCAAAAUGAGUUUUGUAACCUCAAAAACCUUAAGCAUCAAAAUGUUGUACAGAUUCUUGGCUAUUGCUAUGAAACAGAGAAAGAACUUUUUAUCUUACCUGAUGGAAGUAAGAGGUUUGUUGAUGAAUUACAUAUAGCUCUCUGCUUCGAGUAUUUGCACAAAGGGAGCCUCGGAAAGCAUCUUUCUGAUUAUGAACUUGCCUGGCACACACGGUUCAAAAUAAUUAAGGGAAUUUGUGAGGGUCUAAAGUAUAUUCAUGAUGAGUUGGAAGAACCUAUCUACCACUUGGACUUAAAACCUGACAACAUAUUGCUAGAUAAGGACAUGGUGCCAAAGAUUGCAGAUUUUGGUUUAUCCAGAAUCUUUGGUAAGGAACUAGCAUGUACCACACAGCAUCUUUAUGGAACAGAUGGGUACCGGCCACCAGAAUACAUCGACAAAAGUGAAAUCUCAAGAAAGUUUGACAUAUUCAGUUUGGGUGUCAUAAUUAUAAAGAUAGUGUCAGGACCCAAGGACUACCCCAAAUGUCCAGACAAGUCUUCAGAUGAAUUUAUUGAUCAAGUCCGAAGAUAUUGGAGGAAUAGGUUGGAAGCAACAUGUACUGGUAUUUGCUUGAAGCAUAUUGCCACCAAGUAGAAACAUGCACUCAGAUAGCAUUGAACUGUGUGGAGGCCGUUAUCCAGAAAAGGCCUGAUAUCAUGUAGAUCACUGAGAAGCUGAAUGAUCUUGAAUGUGACACGGGCAAGGUAGUUAAUAGCAACUUAUUGAGGCAUACAAUGGAUAUAUAGUAGGAUUGGAAAUAAUCAUACUACAGGGACAAUCAUGUGUUCGAUUCACUUAGUUAUGUAUUUUGAGUGUAUUAGAAAUUAAUUCUCAACAAUGUUCAUCCCUCCAUGAUUGAUGAGCCUAAGAACAUAAAUCAGGUU